Messenger RNA from Folsomia candida, 984 nucleotides. RefSeq names its product protein Star. Bases 1 to 984 code for a protein of 327 amino acids. The record is from RefSeq and is a predicted model, not a curated record. The transcript has 5 exons. NCBI's taxonomy places the organism in Eukaryota, Metazoa, Arthropoda, Collembola, Entomobryomorpha, Isotomidae.
AUGAAGUCGGGUGCAGUGGUAAUCUGCGUGGUGAUUGGGUUCCUCUUUGGCGUCGGGUUCUAUCAUUGGGUCGUCCUCAGAGGACAGUUUCCUAAUUUUAACAGUUAUCCUCAAUUUUUUCAAGUUUCCUCCACUUUGAACUUGAACAAAGCAAUUUCUACACAAUCAGCAACAAAAAGCCCUCAUGAUAACAAGUGCCUCGAAUCUUACUUCCCUGUCGACGAGGUGGUCAAGGGUGCCCUGCUACAGGAUGACCCCCGCCUGUUGACCUUUAUCCGACAAAAUUACCUCCAUCCCCCCUCCGUCCCCGCCCAGCCUUACAAUUUAACCUCAAAUGUCGAAGACACGUCGAUGGGUCAGACAAAAAUGGUUUUGAGAGCACUUAACCAUGCAAGAAAUGGAUUCUUUGUCGAAGCUGGAGCUUUAGAUGGAGAACUGCGAUCAAACACUUUAAUGCUGGAGAGGCAAUUUGGCUGGAAUGGCUUAUUAGUCGAAGGUGAUCCCAAGAAUUAUGCCUUACUCUUACAAAAAUAUAGAAAAGCGUGGUCAACUCCGGCCUGUCUUGCGACUCGUGACCAGCCUCAUCAAGUUUUAUUUGAGCAAGCCUUCAAUCGUGGCAGAAUUUCGCCACGAAACAUGAAACAGCGCAUGCAACAGGCCGAAUUUCGGUCGACCCCACCUCCAGGGACCACUUUGUCUCAAUGUUUUCCCAUAUUUUCCCUCCUGGCGGCUCUGAAUGUGACGGAAGUCGACUAUUUUUCACUGGACGUGGAGGGGGCCGAAAUCGACGUUUUGUCCUACAUCCCAUUUCACCGGGUUCGAAUUAAAGUUCUCUCUGUCGAAUUUCUCCACACGCCUGGAGGGAGGGAGGCUUUGAGGAAAAUGAUGGUGUCGAAAGGUUACCGGGUAUUUGGCGAGGUCAGAGAUCCUCGCCACAAUUGGGCGAAUGAUAUCAUCUUCAUCCAUAAUUCACUUGUCCCCUGA